CCCCACCUCUUAUCCUCCUCUUAUUAUUGCUUUCUCUUCUUUUGCAAUGUCUUUCCUCGCUCGCGCCCUCCCAGCAACUCGCACUCUGUGAGCUCCUCCACGCCCCUCCGCAGCACGCACGUCGACGCUGACGCUCUCCUCCGUCUCUCCUCGGGCACUCGGCUUUCGUUAUCCGGUCACGGCUACUCACCCUCCUCAUAUCCCGCUGCGCGCGCUGUCUCAUCCUUCAUUCAUCACUCUUAACAACAGCGCUUUUGCUCCUCGCACCGUCACCCGCUCUACUCGCAUCCCCCAGUACACAAUGGCUGCCCGCUCGCUCCAGACUGCCGCCCAGGUCAAGCCUGGGGACAAGGUCCCCUCUGUCGAGAUCAAGGUCGACGCUAUGGACAAGCGUGUCGACUUCUCGUCGCUCAAGGGCAAGAACAUCAUCGUGACCGUUCCCGGGGCCUUCACCCCCACUUGCUCGUCGCAGGUCCCCGGCUUCAUUGCCGACGCCGACAAGUUCGCCGCCAAGGGUGUCAACGGCAUCUAUGUCGUCUCGGUCAACGACCUCUUCGUCGUUAACGCGUGGAAGAAGAGCAUGGGCGCCCCGGACUCUGUCAAGUUUGCCGCCGAUGACAAGUCGGAGCUCGCCCACGCUCUCGGCACUGUUCUCGACGCGACUGCUGGCCUCGGCGGCCUCCGCUUCAAGCGCACGGUCAUCGUCAUCGAGGACGGCAAGAUCGUCGACGUUGUCGUGGAGGGUGACUCGAGCAAGUCGACCGACACCGCCGCGGACAAGGUCCUUGCCAAGCUCUAAAAGUACAACGGUACACAGUU
Cutaneotrichosporon oleaginosum is the source of this 819-nucleotide messenger RNA. RefSeq lists its product as uncharacterized. Gene Ontology annotation, biological process: hydrogen peroxide catabolic process; cellular response to oxidative stress; cell redox homeostasis. Lineage: Eukaryota; Fungi; Basidiomycota; Tremellomycetes; Trichosporonales; Trichosporonaceae. Gene Ontology annotation, cellular component: cytoplasm; cytosol; peroxisome. The record is from RefSeq and is a predicted model, not a curated record. Gene Ontology annotation, molecular function: thioredoxin peroxidase activity.